Molecule: messenger RNA, 3219 nt
Organism: Haliotis rufescens (red abalone)
Lineage: Eukaryota; Metazoa; Mollusca; Gastropoda; Lepetellida; Haliotidae
Exons: 2
Coding region: 129-1550 (473 amino acids)
Molecular function (GO): protein binding
Source: RefSeq, a predicted model, not a curated record
UAGGGAGAUUCCCGUGUCCGGAAUUUACUUGGUUGGUUUAGAUACGGACAAACCUCAGAUGUGUGUGAGGCGUUGCCUCGGUUUCAGGUGACAAUGUUAUAAGUACUGAACCAAGACUGGGCAAAGCCAUGGAGGUUGCCGAAGGUGAGAUUCCUGUGGAUGCAGGACGAGAGAAUUACGACUUUGGUCUGCUUCCAGAGGUGGCAUGGGUUCAGAUUAUGCAGUAUCUACAACUGAAGGACAGAUACAGCUUGUCCAUCACCUGUCAGGCAUUGUACCAACACUUCUAUCACCCCUCCUUGUGGAGCAAUGUCAAGGUCAACUUGACGGGAGGGUCAACAAACUUCUCACUCAGUAACACUUAUAUUCCAAACAGACUGGUCCAGAUGAUUGACAAGUUUGGCCAUCUGUUUCAGAAGCUCACCAUCAAAAUAUUUGGUCAUGUGAGCACUUUUGAUGAUGACAGUCGUUUAAUUUUGACAAAACUUAGCGAAGUCUGUCGUCUGGAGAGUCUGACCCUUGAGGCCGGGAAAUUGAUCACCCAGUUUGAUAUAAGUGGAUUUCCACCAUUUAAGUCAGAUAUACAAAUUUUCAUAAAUUUUAUCAAUAAUGCUUUUAGAUUGAAACAAUUGAAUAUCAGAUCAUGGCCAAUGUAUCCAGCGUUAUUCACUCAAAAUAGCCUCAAUAUUUUCAACGCCAUUGUCAAGAAUGAAAAACUCAAGGAUCUAGAAUCCUUGAGUUUAUUUUGGAGAGACGACAGUGCAUGGUCUGAGCGAGAGCCUCUUUUACCAUCACCCCGAUUUCUGAUGACAUUUCUACCAGAUUUGAAAAAGCUGUCUCACCUUGCUGUGAGAUCUCCCAUGUUGAACGAGGACAUUCUCACCAUGCUGUCUUCUCCAGACAGAUGCAGGCUCAAGUUGCUACAGAUAUAUGUCACAUAUUCGGCCUUCAACCAAGCCUUUCAGAUUCCAGACAUAUCAUCAGAUAUCUGGAAGACAUUGGUGCUGGCAAGUCCGGAACUGGAGGUGGAGUGUUCCGUGAUGUCCCAGGUUCCGAACCCGGAACUCUCUCUCCUCCUGUGUCCUGAUGUGCCGCUCAAGUCUAUCACCUUUCUCCCAUACUCCAGAUGCAAUGGGCAGAUUAUUGGCUCCAUCACAGACAAGUUUAUGUCGUCUCUCAAAGACUUCAUCUGUUAUGCCGACACCUCUGAUGUAGACAUUGAACUUAGAUACCUGGUGUCCAAGUGUUCUGGUCUGAGGACUCUGGUGUUCCAUGGGAGCAUCAAGUGUUCCACAGUUGUUACCAUGGCGACACAGAAAUCUGGACAGUGGUCAAAGCUGGAGUUUGUGGAAAAGAAACUGGACACGUUUGAUGAUGAAGAUGGGGAUGAUGUGGAUGCUGAUGAGGCCAUCAGGAGGAACGAAGCUGGAGAGUAUAUACUGGUAGGGCUGCAUAGAUUCCAUCGCCAUGACGACAACAGGGAAGAGACAAUUGAACAAAUGAGUUCUGUGGUUUCAGGAGUGAUGGGGUACAAGUGGAAGCCAGUAUAAACUUGACUGUCCAUAGGCCACAAACGCUUUUAGUGUCUUGGUUUACAAAUUUUGUUUGUAAUCCUAUUUCCUGUAGGUGAGAAAAAUAACAAAGACAUUUCAGAUUUUUUUGUUCUUCAAAACAAUAUCUGAAUAUGUAACCAUUUUUUGAGUGUUUAUGAAACAGUCUUGUCCGUCAUGCUGUUUGAGCCCUUCUAUUUGUUUGUUAGUUGGUUCACAAAACCAAUUGACAACAAAUCUGAAAUUAGAUAAACAAAUGGCUUUGUUGUCUGAAGAACAUUUAAGUGAUGUAGUAUUUAACUUUUUGGAGGGCAAACUAGGGUGAAUGCCAACAAGCACCAAUUGGUCUGAGUAUGUUGACAAUGUGGUUAACCAUUGAAGAACAUGGUUUUUUUGCCUUUGUCACACUGAUCGGAUGCUUUUUUGAAACUGUUAAAAUAGACGACUGUUAUAAAGAAUAUAAAAGCGCAAUAUUGAAGGUGAUGGAAAAAGCUACCCAAAACACAUGGCUUAACUCAACCAGUGGUUUAACCCAUGCAGUGCAAUGCAUGACAAGUAACAGUCAAUGUGGGUAUAAAAUGGUUCAUUCCAGAUAAAACUGAACUGUACUGUCAGAAGUUGAAAAUAUGUUUUUGAAAUAAUUUUAUCUCUUAUUGUCCCCUCAGUAAUGACAUUGAGUAUAGAUUUGCUGUGGAGAUUUUGAAUUUGGAGGUGACCAAAGAAUUAUGAGAUUACAUCAAAUAUGCAUGUCAGUAUUAUUUACAAAUGUGUUCAGAGGUUAUUAUAUUGAUGUUAUGAUUAUCAAUUUGUUAGUCAGUAGAUCUGGAUGGGGAAAAAUCAUCAUGACUUAUUUUCAACCUCAUUUUAAAUAGAAAGUUGUAUGAGAAACGCUCCAGUCAUGAACACUUCUUGUUGUUUUCAAUGUUUCAUUUCAAUGUUUAAGAUUUAAACAGGAUAAAUUAUUAGAAAGUUUUUUUUAUCUCCAUGUGAUGAUAGAUCAUGUUUUUAUAACAUAUUGCCAACACCAGUGAACAUCCCUACAGUAUAAUGCUGUAGUUGCUGUAAAAAUGCCCUUGGCCAAAUUGGGUGCUGAUUAAAACCAUACUCAAGUGAAAUUUGUUUUUAGAGAUUGAGCUAAAGAACAGACGUCGAUGAAACCAAAAUGUUAUGUACCCAUUCUGUACUGCUGGCACUGUAACAAAUCUGUCAUUUACACAAGAAAAUAUGGACCGUCAUAUAAGUGUUUGGUCUUACAGGAGAGUUUCUAAAGAUUACUUGCAGACUGGUCUAGAAGUUGACACUUAUGGAGCAAGGCGCUUAGUACGAUGAAUAAGGUAAUACUAUAAAUAAAGCAGUACAGAAGGUAGAUGUGAUGUUGGGUAGGAUUUCUCUUUUGAUGUAACAAGAUGUAAGUAUGUAAUCGUGAAUGGCCUUUGUCGUUUGUACUCAUUUGGGAAAUAAUCCCAGUUAGUCUCACAUCUUGUACACGAUGAUGUAUCUUCACCACGUUUACUGGAGGGUUUGCAGUGCAUUUAUUUUACACAUUUACAAUGGGGUUCGUGUCACUUACUGUAUUCGAUGUAAUAAGCGCCCACGGCGGUAUUUGCUAAUAUAUUGGCUAGUGAACAAUCCCAAUUAGCAUCCCGUCCGAUUGAUCAAUGUACUCAAG